UGGGCCGUAGCCCUCCCCGCCCCGCCGACCGCGGUCACACACUCGGAGCCUCCCCGUGAGCGGGAGCGCGGCGCACGGCGAUGCGCCGAGGCUGGCGCUGAGGCGGCGCCGCGCGAGCAGCAGCAGAGGCGGCGGCGGCCCCCAGCCCAGCCCGGCGCCGCCGCCGAGCCCGGGCCCCAAGGUGUGGCGGCGCCCCAAGUUCCCGCCAUGAGCAGCCGGCUCGGGGGGCUCCGCGGCCCCGGGGACUCCCGCCCCGCCGAGGGCGACCGCAGCGCCCCGCGGCCCCGACGCGCUUAACGCUGCGGCUCGCCGGUCCCACCACCGCCGCCUCCGCCGCCGCUCGCGUCCUCGCCGCCACCGCCUCGGCCGCUGCAGCGCCGCCGGCAGCAUGUCUCGAAGGAAGAUUUCGUCCGAGUCCUUCAGCUCCCUGGGCUCCGACUACCUGGAGACCAGCCCGGAGGAGGAGGGGGAGUGCCCCCUGUCUAGGCUCUGCUGGAAUGGCAGCCGGAGCCCGCCCGGGCCGCCGGAGCCCAGCGCGGCCGCCGCUGCCGCUGCCGCCGCCGCCGCCGCCCCAGCCCCGGCUGCUUCUGCCGCCGCCGCCGCCGCCACGGCCGGGGCCAGGAGGGUGCAGCGCCGGAGGCGGGUCAACCUGGACUCGCUGGGCGAGAGCAUCAGCCGCCUGACGGCGCCCUCGCCUCAGACGAUACAGCAAACUCUCAAGAGGACACUGCAGUAUUAUGAACAUCAAGUUAUUGGUUACAGGGAUGCAGAAAAGAAUUUCCACAAUAUCUCUAACAGAUGCUCCUAUGCAGAACACUCCAACAAAGAAGAAAUCGAAGAUGUCUCAGGAAUUCUUCAGUGUACUGCUAAUAUACUCGGUUUGAAGUUUGAGGAAAUUCAAGAAAGAUUUGGUGAAGAGUUCUUUAAUAUAUGCUUUCAUGAGAAUGAGAGAGUCCUUCGAGCUGUAGGUGGCACUUUGCAGGACUUUUUUAACGGCUUUGAUGCUUUGUUGGAACACAUUAGAACUUCUUUUGGAAAACAGGCCACUCUGGAGUCACCCUCUUUCCUAUGCAGAGAGCUUCCUGAAGGCACUCUCAUGCUCCACUACUUCCACCCUCACCAUAUUGUGGGGUUUGCAAUGCUGGGGAUGAUUAAGGCUGCAGGAAAGAAGAUCUAUCGGCUGGACGUGGAAGUGGAACAGGUUGCAAAUGAGAAGCUAUGCUCUGAUGUUUCAAACCCAGGCAAUUGUAGCUGUCUUACUUUCCUUAUCAAAGAAUGUGAAAAUACUAAUAUCACGAAGAACCUUCCACAGGGAACCUCCCAAGUUCCUGCGGACCUCAGAAUUAGCAUCAACACCUUCUGCAGAGCCUUCCCUUUCCACUUGAUGUUUGACCCCAGCAUGUCAGUCCUUCAGCUGGGGGAAGGUCUAAGGAAGCAGCUUCGAUGUGACACUCACAAAGUGCUCAAGUUUGAGGACUGCUUCGAGAUUGUGUCUCCAAAGGUUAAUGCCACCUUUGAAAGGGUCCUACUGCGACUGUCUACCCCGUUUGUGAUUAGAACCAAGCCUGAGGCUUCUGGCUCUGAAAAUAAAGACAAGGUGAUGGAAGUCAAAGGACAAAUGAUCCAUGUUCCGGAAUCAAAUUCCAUUUUAUUUUUGGGCUCUCCAUGUGUGGACAAGUUGGAUGAACUCAUGGGCCGAGGGCUACAUCUCUCAGACAUCCCUAUCCAUGAUGCCACCCGAGAUGUCAUUUUGGUUGGUGAGCAGGCAAAGGCCCAAGAUGGCUUGAAGAAAAGGAUGGAUAAAUUAAAGGCAACUUUAGAAAGAACUCACCAGGCCCUGGAAGAAGAGAAAAAGAAGACAGUGGAUCUUCUAUAUUCUAUUUUCCCUGGCGAUGUAGCCCAGCAAUUGUGGCAAGGGCAGCAAGUACAGGCCAGAAAGUUUGAUGAUGUCACCAUGCUCUUUUCAGACAUUGUUGGCUUCACAGCCAUAUGUGCCCAGUGUACUCCCAUGCAAGUAAUCAGCAUGCUGAAUGAACUGUACACCAGAUUUGACCACCAGUGUGGAUUUUUGGAUAUUUAUAAGGUGGAAACAAUAGGUGAUGCCUACUGUGUUGCAGCAGGGCUCCACAGAAAAAGCCUCUGCCAUGCUAAACCCAUUGCUCUGAUGGCCUUGAAGAUGAUGGAACUUUCGGAAGAGGUGCUGACACCUGAUGGAAGACCAAUUCAGAUGAGGAUAGGAAUUCACUCGGGCUCCGUGCUGGCUGGAGUUGUUGGGGUGCGAAUGCCACGUUAUUGCCUGUUUGGAAAUAAUGUCACGCUGGCAAGCAAAUUCGAGUCAGGAAGUCACCCUCGGCGCAUCAAUGUCAGCCCAACCACUUACCAAUUAUUAAAACGGGAAGAAAGUUUUACAUUCAUUCCGCGGUCUCGUGAAGAGCUUCCAGACAACUUUCCAAAGGAAAUUCCUGGGAUCUGCUAUUUCCUGGAGGUAAGGACUGGUCCAAAGCCACCAAAGCCUUCUCUUUCUUCGUCGAGAAUAAAAAAGGUUUCCUACAACAUCGGCACCAUGUUCCUCCGGGAGACAAGCCUCUGAGACCUGCUACAGAACAAAGACUCCUCCAAAAAGCACAAGCCCAGAACAUGGGUCACCACAGCGGGGGUGGAAAGAGAUUGUGUCUCUUUCAUUGCUUUGUUGAGAACAAGCAGCAAAAUUUCUGUAUUAUGUCAGGCAAUAAUCCUACUAAAAGGUGGAGGUGACCGCUGUCAAUACAAAGCCGGAGGAUGAGGGAAAUAAGAUGUGUCCAUUCAUAUGAGUGUUUUUGGUCAUAUAUAUAUACAUAUAUUUUAAUUACAAGUGUGGGUCCCCUUUCAGAACUAACCAAUAAAUAGAUUCCAUGUUUUCUUGUUUAUCACACAUACAAGUAUCUUUCCCUAUAUAUUUGUACCACUUUUGAGAGCCAGUUUUGAUUAUAUAUUCCUACAUUUAGUGAGUUGGUGGGUGAGGAAUAUUUUCUAAGUUUCUUUUUCUGAACAGACAUUUCAUACAUGUAUCAUGGCAGUGUGGUAAACUUCCCAACUGGAAGAAUUGUAACUCGGCAAAAUAUUUUAGGGAUAUUACCUAUUUUUAUACAUAUCUCUUCUAGAUAACUACAUUUCACACAACAUUAUUACAUUUUCAGAAUCUGCUUCUGUAUUGUUAGUAUAUUAUAUAAUACUAACCUAUUAAUCUAACAUAGUUUCCCUUAUUUAGAGAAAUCAGUGCUUGGACUGAGAAUACAUAUAACCAAGGAUUUCAGAUACCAAGAAAGCAUUCUAUGUCUGCUUAGUAAAUAUAUCUUAGAUUUAAUUAAUGUAGCAUGGAAUCCAGAGGAAAUGGAAUUUCCAAAUACCAGAUAUAUCUGUAACCAAGAUUGAAGAAAGGUCUUUUUGCCACCUUCUAACAAAUAUCAGUUAAAAUGAGAUGCUUUGCUACACUGGACCCUUUUCAACUUAGCACUUAUAUAGGUAGCUUUUGCAACACUAAACUAUAUUCUAAUAAACAGCAUUCAACUAAAUGACAUGUUAGUUACCCCCUUCCUUUUCCCCAGUUGAUGCCUCCUAAGAGCCGAAUGCUAUUCUUGAGAGCAAAUUCCUGGAUACUGGCAUUAGUGACAAAGAAGUGUCAGGACAUUUUGCCAAGAAUGUUGUUUCUUCUUGUACAACACAAAGCAAGGAAACCUCUGUAUUUUAUGGCUUUGAGGUUUUAAAAAAAUGUUCUGCAGUUUGAUUGAUACGGCUUUUAAAUUCAGUGAAUCACUUUCAUGAAUACUGAAGUAGCUAUAAUCUUCAGAACUAGUAAUCAUUAUAGUUACAGAUAGGAUUCCAUCGCAUGUCCUGCUCAAAUGAAGACCUGUUCUCAUUAAUCAAUACUGCAUGAAAAUAUUACUGGCUCACACUAAAAUUAGGAGCAUCAUGUGUCCAGAGUUUUCCUGUUUGGGAUCAAAUAUAAAAUCUAAGUUUCUAUUGAGGUUAAUAAACUGGAAACAUUUGUUUCCUUGAAACCUUGGAGAGGUCAUUUUCCUACUCAUUGAUAACUUAUGUCUAACUGAAUGCAAUAUUCUUUUCUGUUCAGGGAUUUUGGCUGCAUUAUGGUUUGGUUAUGACAUAACUCAGUUAAAGAACAUAUUUACUAAUUUCCAAUGUAGUCUAUGAGGCUUAUUUAAUGUUUUUAAAUUUUCUAUUUGUGUGGCUAGAAGGCAUUUGUAGAUAUGCAAAUAUUUGUUAUAAUCAUGAUCCCUUUUAUAAUUUGAGUUAUUUUCUUGCCCUGGGGGUUUAUAAGGGCACGAGUACAACACUCUUUAUGUGGAGAAGACAGGAAGUAGACCUUGAACUCUAAACCUUUGCCUGACCCCCUCUUCUGUGGGCCUGUGUCUCUGGACAAUGAGGAGGUUUACAGUCAGUAUGAGCAGAGCAGGCUGGGAGCCCCUCAAUCCUCAUGCUUAUAUUAGAAAAUGCCUUAGCAAUGUUGAUGGGCUCCUUGUAGCACUGGAGCAUGGGGAGAGAACAAGCUCACUGAUGUCGUUUAUUAUGUCUUCAGUAACUUAGAACUUAUUAUGGUAUAUUAAAUCAAUAAACAUGUUGGUGAUGAACAAUGAGUUCUGUAACCAUAAGGCUGAAAGGGACUUCCAGGAAUAUCCAAUCUAUUUCUCUCACUUUUUGUAAAGAUUUGUCUAAGCAACUACAAACACAUAUUUAUUCUCUCCAUACUUAAGAAUAUCUAUGGGAAGCAUAUUUGAAAAGCAUCAUUGGAAAUCCACCUCAUUACUAGUGAUAGGCCUGGAGAGAAGUAUUGUAUUUAUAUAUCUCAAUUUGUCAGAAGAAUCACAAAUUCUGUAUUAGUUUAUAUGAUUUGACUUAGAGAAGACGUAUCCAUUUACAUUGCCAUAAAUGUCACGAUGAAGAACGUGCCAGAGAUUUCUUAUCUGUCACCGACAGGAUGUCAACUAAAUUUUUCAUAUGUUAUAAUCUAAGUGUAUAUUCAAAGCUAUAGUCUGAGAUAAUGGUCCAAUCUGUUAUCAUUUUGCUAAUCUAUUAUAGUUGAUUAUUGUAGUUACAAUGUUUCUAUAUGUUUGUGAAGUACUAUAUAAAAUGUCUGUUCAUUCAAACUUCAAUCACAGAAGUUAGAAGAUGGAGAAAGAAUUAUAUUUUUAUUUGUCCUACACAAUGCCAUCUACAUCUCUUCUCUUAGGAACUGUGAUUGUAACAAUGUGGUGGCAUUUGUUAUUUCAUAUGACUUAUCUAUAUUCUCACUUACUUACAAACUAUUACCAACAGCAUGCAUUUUAGUAUGGCAGAUAAAAGAAAUUUAUGUGAUAUUUCCUUAGAAACCAAAUGAUAUCAAAUUGGGGAAAUGGUUUUAACCCACUCUACAAGGGAUACUUUAAAAUAUAAUUUGGCACCUAUAGCUCUUGCAUUUUAAUGUUCUUUUAAGCUGCUAUUUGGAAGAAGGCAACUUAUAACUGGCCAUUAGCACCAAAGCAUCAAUCACAUUGGUAUCAGGAUUAUGUUGAUGGAGAGAAUGUCAUCAUUUGCAAAUAAAUCAGUUAUCUAACAAAAUCAGAAUCCCCCAAUAUGUACUCAGAAUGUACUACCCUGUAUCUUCUUUGUGGACCUUAAUAAUUAGGUAUCAUUGACCAUAAUAAAAAAUAAUAAUAUGCCUCAGAAACAUAGUAGUUGGAUCUCUUGUCUAUAUAAUAUAGAGAAGGGGAAGAAGACAUAGCUUCCAGGUAACAUGGGACCCAACUGCCUACAGUCUGCCUUUAUUCAUCUCUUGCUCUAUAUUUUAAGUAAUCUUGGAUUUUCCUUUUAAUAUCUGAUUAUGUGGAAUCAAGUGAGCUUUGAUCUGGGACUCUGAGACAGACAUUGAUGCCUGAGAUUUGAGGGUGGGUCCGUAGGUUCAGCACUUCAAAUGUUAUUUCUCACAGUCUUGCACUCCUUCCUCUUGUCCAGUGACAAUGGUGUCAGGACACAGUAGUUUAGUGUGAAUGUGCAUGUCUCUCCAGGAAAAGCAAAGCAAAAGAGAAUAACAACUUAAACAAAAUCUCAUUCACAAAGGGAGCAAGACUUUUAACUUUGCAAAUGCCUCUAAAGAGUUCUAGCAAUAUAAAGCGAAAUUAAAUUGAUAGAUAACAAAAGGCAAAGCCAUGGAGAAUUCUGAAAACCCCACCAGGCAUUGUGUUUUGUACAGAAUCAUAUUGCUGCUGAACAAAACGGUGUGUGUAUCUAAAGUCGUAAGGCAUCAAGUAGGAGCUCAAAAUUAUGACCAUCAUUAAAUAUAUUUGUGGAAGUCUUCUUGGGUUCCAGACUUUCUGAGGGCAAGUGUUGUGGAUGGUUAAGGCAAAAAGUAAAACUUUUACACACAGGUUUCUGUCUUGUCAUUUUGAGAAUGACUCAGCCCAUUCUAGACCCUUUCUUACUCCAUUCUGUCCCUAGAAACUAUCUCACCCCUCAAGCCUGGCCACAGCAAACAGCAUUCUCUCUUCACUUCUGAACCCAGAAUGGCUACAGAAAGGGUUGCUGGUGCCUCAUUCAGGCAGAUAGGAAGGACCACACACAGUCAGGCCUGAGUAACAAUGUACUUUUGAAGUGUAGUAAUGAACUGGACGUGCCGGGGCAUUAAUUAUGUCUGCAGCUUCUCCCUCUGCUCUUUCUUCAAAACCCAGUCUGACUCCAAGCACUUCAUGCAACUUCACUGAAUGUUCCUUUGAAAUUAAUUAUAAAUGACUCUGAACAGGCUUUGGGUAGUACUAGAUGCCUUUCAGCCGACAAUAUCUAGAAACUCAAGUCCAAGAACCAAGCCCUAUAUCGUAGCUUAGUUGUUUCUACUGUUAGAUUAUAGACCUUCAACUACAAAAAUUAUGUCAUUUCAGAGGCUUCUAUAAGCAUAGCCUAAUAGAUCUAGCCCAAAAAUCAUGAUGCGUAAGAGACUGAAUUAUUAAGAUUUAACAUAUUUCUAAACAAUUUAUGGGCAGCUCUUGAUAUGAAUAUUCCUAAACCACAACCAGCUGGUUUAACAUACACAUAAAUUGUGUUCACGUGAUUGAACAAAAUGUAUCGUUAAAUGGGAAGUUGACCCCAGGUAUGGACUCAAUUUCAAGAUCCUCGUGGUGGUGAAUGAAGAGCAGACACUGAUAUUAUGUACAGAUUAACAUAAUCUUGUCAGGCUAUAUUGAGAUAGUGUGCAAAAUUCCUUCCUCACACUUGAUCCAAACAAUUGAAACCUACAUAUUACUGUUCUUCCAUCCUUUGUUUUCUUCCUUCCUUUAUUCCUUCUUUAAUUAAAAAAAGUCAUUGAUACAUUUAUAACACAGGAAGUAUCACAGCUAAUCUCAUAUUCUAAAAUAGUUUUAUAAAGUGAUUACUAUUUUUAGUUUGUGUAUAUGUAUAUGUGUGUUUAUUGAAUGUAGAUGUUUCAUUAUUGAAAGAAAUAAGUUUCUUUGGAAGGAAAGAGAAGUUUGUGUCUUUAUUUCUAAUAUGUUAUAACCAGAUCAUGGUUUCAGUUAAGCACUUCAUUGCCAUUCAAUCCUUAUUAAGAAAUGACCAGCCGGGCACGGUGGCUCACGCCUGUAAUCCCAGCACUUUGGGAGGCUGAGGCGGGCGGAUCACGAGGUGAGGAGAUCGAGACCAUCCUGGCUAACAUGGUGAAACCCUGUCUCUGUUAAAAAAUACAAAAAAUUAGCCAGGCGUGGUGGCGGGCGCCUGUAGUCCCAGCUACUCGGGAAGCUAAGGCAGGAGAAUGGCGUGAACCCAGGAGGCAGAGGUUACAGUGAGCUGAGAUCGCGCCACUGCACUCCAGCCUGGGCAACAGAGAGAGACUCCGUCUCAAAAAACAAAAAAAAAAAAACAAAAAACAAAAAAAAAAAACAACGAAUGACCUAGUUCAGUGGUUUAACUGAUCUGCUUGGAAGUAUCUGGCUGGCUUCAUAAGAAUUCCGUAGGGAGUUUUAGGAAUACAGAAGACUAGUCUUUACCUUCAGAGAUUUGAAUUCAGUAGGUCUCGGGGAGGGCCUAGGAAUCUGUGUUUAGAAAAUCAGUAAUGCUAAUAUACAGCCAGACUUGGGAAUCAUUGAAAAGUAUUCAAAUAAUCUCAAUUACUAGGAGUAAAUACAAGCUAACGAGGAUAGUAAUGUUAUUUCAUUUGUAGUUAUUUUGAAAAGUUAAAUACUCUAGGCCUCAUACCAUUAUUUCUUUCACAAAUUUUAGUUUUGGAUUUGAUUUCCAAAUUGUGGUCUUCUUUCUGAGCAUACAUCUUCAAACUUAGAGACAGAUGUCAACACUGAUAAGCAUGAGGGAUGAAUAUUGCUCACUAUAGGGCUAUUAGGCAUACUAGAUACAGUACUAUUUUCUUAGUUACUGCCAGAGCUGUGCGGUAUAUUGCAACAUUUGCUAAUCCUCACCACCGAGGUAAAAACUAUGACCUUUGGGACACAGAAGCAAAUAUCAAAGUGACAGCCUUACUCCUGAAUGCUUUGAUUUUUAUGUUAUGAAAAGACACCAACUUAAUAUUUAGUCUCACUAUGUACUUUUCAUAUUGAAUUGUAUAUUACCUGAAAAGGGAUUUCCAAGCAAUACCUUCUAACAACCUUUCAAGCAAUAAUUUAAGCCAUGGUGAUGAUGCCAUAUGAAGCUUGCACUUCUUUGCAUUUCAUAGAGCCUUUGUGAAAACAGAAACAUGUUUUAUACAAGCAAUAAUACAGCUGGUGUGGACUUCUUAAAGAUAUUCAUUAUUCUGUAGCAAAAUGAGCAGCAAGUAAUGACUCAGAUUAAAAAUAUCUGAGCAAAUGAUAUGCUUAAUCUAUCUCAGAAGUUAUUCAUUUGCAAACAUGCUGUAAAGUGAUUAAUAUACAUCAGAUUAUUUCUGGUGCAUAAUUUUUAAAAUGGCUAUCAAAAUAUGAUUUCUAUUCCUGUCAAAGAGAUUUGUGUAUUAUUUAUAAUGUUGCCCAAUUUUUGGAUCUUUGUAGUAUAUAAUAGUAAAGAAGAAGUUAAGGAUGGAUAAAUGAGUGGAAGUAGAGCAUAGGUUGGAAGGUUGGAAGAGAGGUGAUUGAGAAAGUAGGCUUUGCAAAAAUAUAGAUUGGUCUCGGGGCGGAUUAAUUCAAAUGUUGGUUUGAUACGGUCUUGGAAGAUGAAAGAAUAAAGAUAAAAGAGCUCAUUAUUACUGUUUUCAAUGAUAGCUACACAAGUGUUUGGUAAGUAUGAUAGUAUUUUGACUUCAGAAUAUGAUUGACUGAAAGUCACCUGUACUACAAUAAAUGUCUGAAAAUGAUUAUUCAAUAAUAUUGAAAAAACAGUAAAGCUUUCAGAUUUUGAAAUGAAAAAAAUCAUGUUUUUAGUCUUCUUAAAAUACAAUUUUAAUAGAAUGUGGCAUACUCAAUGAUAAUCAGUUCUUUAGUAGUUACAUUUACUUUUCCAUCAUUUAGAAUAAUAUAUAAGGAUCACAGCUAAAAUCAACUGGUAAAUUUAUGUUUACACUGGGCAAUAUCUAAACAUCAGAUUAUUAUUUAGCAUAUAAGCUUAGGAUUCAUUCCUAAGCACCUAAAUAAGAUGACAGCUCCUAUAAUUGCCUAGUGAGGUAAACAAUCCUCUAAACGUGAAUAUGAACACAUUUGAAUGGUGGGUGUCUUUGGUAGUAUUUUGUCUUUAACUUUUUAUUACUCAUAGCAAAACUUAAUUUAGCAUCCGCCUGCCCACAGUUUGGAAAAUUUCCCUAUCAAAAUCAAGCAGGAUUGUUGAUUCACUGAGGCUUUGACAAUUAUCCUCUUGUAUAUCACUGGAUCCUUAAAUCCUUAGUAAGAAUGGUUUUGGGUUAAAUAAAUAAUGGAAUAUAUUUAAUUUGAAUCUAUUAAAUUACACUGAAUUUAUCCUUCCAGUUAAUUCAUCUAGUUGCUGAUCGGAUUAUUCUUUAUAUUAGACUUAAGUACUUUGCUUAUUAUUUAAAAGCAGAAAAGAAAAACCAAAUGGCAGGUCUGAGUAUUAGUUUCUUUUUGAUUCUUUUGAUACGUAUUUUUAAAAUGAAGAAAUCACUUUAUAUUCAGUCUUCCUUUGUGGACUUUCUGCCAUUUGCAGAUAAAGAAGGAAUUCUACUUAAUAUGUUUUUACUGUGGUCUAUUAAAUGUCAUUAAACCUAUAUCUAACAGGAAAGUAAUAACUGGAAUAAAAUCAGAAAUGUGCAAAAUUGUUUCUUCACACCACCUCACUUUCUGAAGACAAUUCUUUGCAUUUUGCUGCCUGACAUUUACACAUCAGACUUAGGACAAAGGGACAAAUGGAGUGAGUGAGGUGGGCAGGAGCUUUAGAUGAGAUGAAGCGAAGAGAGUUAAUUUUUUCUUCAGGAAGAUGUGGAGACUCUUAAAGGAGAGGCAAUUUCUGUAACAAACACCUCUGGUUUAAUAAAAGCCAAAUUAUUUAUUUGACUACUGGUCACUCAUUUUUAAAAAGAAAAGAGAAAGACAAAAAAAGAGAAACCCUUCACAAGCCAUUUUUAGCUUUCCUCGGAGGUAGUGCCAACCUCUAGGCAGCUGCACAUCUCAGUGAAGCUGGGAUAGAAGCUUACCGAGCUACAAAUAGACACUUUCUGAAGGUGGCAGAUAGAACUAGUGUUGGUUACAAUGAUGAAGGUAAAUGAAAGUGUCAGAACAUCUGGGUUGAAGGAACAAAGAAGGCCAAAUACCAGCUCUGCCAUAUGCCACAGAAAACCCUACUAAAAUUAGCACAGAAAAACAGACUAACAGUAUGCAAGUGAUAUUAAAACAAACUAUAUUUUUUCCUUUUAUAACAUGCCUGGCUGAGCUAGCAUUCAGUGAGAAGAAUACACUUUUGUCUCAUGCAUCAUUUGAAAAAAAAUUGUUGUUCUGACAUUAAAGAAAUUAUAUAUUCCUUUAUAGUUGGAAAAUUUAAUCACAAAUAGGAAAUAUUUAUUUUGUGUUCUGAAAUUUGUAAACUUCUUUUGGGAGCUGUACUCUAUGUCAUAUUCUUCUUCACACUUUUCUCAAAUUGGGUUUGGCUGCUAGCAAGACAAGUGUGGAACUUUAGAGCAGAAAGAUGUCCAUCCAUCCCUUAGAGAAUGUGCCAGAGUAUUUGAGCUGGAGAGAGAAUCACCCCGUAGCACUUAAUGGUUUUCUGUGAGACAUGAAGACUCUAGUUUUCUAAACUUAAAAGUGGUUGGGUAGUAUCUUAAUCAUCAAAGAUUUUUCACUUACAUGUAACUGGUUAAUUCAUGCAGAGUUUGUUUAGAACAGAAACUUUAAAAUGAGGGAACAAACCUGAGCAAUUUUCAAUCAAAAUUAUCAGUUAGAAGAAGAAUUUAAGACAAAGAUUUAUUGUCCUGAGUCAACUUACUCAUAUCCAAAACUUAGAAUGUGAGAGACUUUUGAAAGUUUUCUGAAUGUAUCAUGUUCUUCAGCAAUGAGAAAUACAAUUAAUUUUGUUUCUAGGUUCCUUAGAGUUUUAUCCUCUGAUGAUAACAUCUAAUUGUGAAUUACAUUUAAGUGAUUUUUACUUUAUAUUUUCCACUUGUUGCAGAAAAAAAAAAUGUCCUAAAUAUGACAGACUUACAAAUCAUGGCAUUGAGCCAGGGUUUGCAAAUUUGGCAAUAUUAUUUUACUUAAACUAUUACACUUUUUAAAAUAAUAUAAGCAUUAAGGAUAACAGUCAAAUAAUACUGUAUUUUCAGCUUGUUCACAUUAGAAUAUAGAACAAUGCAUUGUAAACUCGGAAUAAAAUCUAAUUCUAAACCAAUUUAUGUUCAAAUCAUUUGAACAAUAAAUAUGAAUAUUGCUACAUCACCUCUGACUAAUAAGAAACUAUGCAUUUCCAUACCCAAUGAAACCUCAGUUUCUACAGCAAUUCUACUUUUAUUGCCUCCCAAGAAGUAUUUCUUCAUGGUCAAUGUAACUCUUUAAAGGCUAGCAAAUGAAUAUGACUUUCUUCUGAGGUUUGGGUGAUCUGGAUCAAUAUGUAUGUUUCUAACCACUUGAAAGGCUGUCUCCUGUUUUAGCCUUUUAAGUUAAAAUUUCCAUAAAAUGAAGCAAAAUAUGAAAACACCUAGUUGAUUUAUCAGUAACGUGAAACCCUCCUUCUGAAUUUUAUUGGUAAAAAUUACCACACUGAAACCAAAACUUAACCUUGGCUUGGACUCUCAAAUAAAUUGCUUUUGUAUUCUUUGACUACAAAGUAUUCUCAAAAAGAAGAAAUUAUUUCCGAUGGUAGAUCAAACUCUAGCCAAGAAGGUCUAGAUAACUAGAGGAGUGUAUAAUUAUCUAAAGUAAUUCAGGGGGAUUUUUAGGAAAAAAUCUGUUUUUGUAUAAAAAUUAUUAGUAAUGGAUGGCAGCCCAAAUUACUAUUCCUCUUUUAAAAUUUGUUUCAAGUGUGUCACCAGGCACUCAUAAAAUUCAUUUAUUUGUUAUAUGACCCAAUAACCCGAAAUAAUAGGUGCUCGUUGCUUUUUCUUUUGAUCAUUAAAAACACCUUUAUUCUGUUUAAAAAAAAUUAUCCUACUAAAAUGCAAAUGAUUACCUGGCUAUAGGAGGAGUCCCAUUUUAUGAGCAUGUAUGAAAUAUUUAGCUGGAUUCAGCUGGAAUGCAACUUAGAGAAAGGAAUGGAUACCAGUAGAGAAAUGGAAAGAGACAGAAAAAUCAAACUUUGCUUACAUCAAAAUUAGGUCUGUAGUCUAAUCCUGUUAAGCUAUAAGAAAGCUGAAAAUAGAUAAGGAUAAAUAAUAGAUUUUUAAACAAAGUAUUUAUAUUUAAUAGAAUGUCAUAAAAAUGACAGAAUGCCAUGAAAUUCAGCAUGUCAAAACUUUGAUAAAACAAACAAUAAAUAUGCUAAUUAGAGUGAAUAUUUAAAGGGACAAAAAACUUGUCACAUCAUAGAUGUCUCCCCAUUGCAGAAUUUAUUAUCUGCUGGGAAAAUUUGGUAUUAUGUCUUCAAUCAAUAUUUGCUGCAUUAUCUAAUUAAACAUUAGUAUAGUCUUUGUGCUAAUGAGAAACCAUGCAAGAGUCCAAAUAUCAAGUGUGGCUAUAACUUGAAUCAAUUGAGUUUGGUGUUCCUGAAUAAAAUUCUUGAUGAAUGUAAAAUGAAUGGGUUGUAUAUAUAGGUUUUAUGUGCAGUAAAUAAAUUAGGCUUUAAAACUUGUUAGCAUGCUUAGCACCUCUUUUUUCCAUUGUCUUUCCUUCCUUCCUUCCCUUCCUUCCCUUUCUUCCUUUCCUUCCCUCCCCUCUUUGCUUUCUUUCUUUCUAGCUCUUAGAAGAUAAAUGACAAUAGUACUUUACUAUUGGGGCUGAGGCCUCCCUUUUUCACUUUCACAUGAUUGAGCACUUUGUGGAUUUGUGAGGGAAGGGGAAAGAUGAGCAUGUAGAUAUAGAUCAGUUGAGGAUAGAAGUGACAGAGAGAAUUGGGACCUUGACUUCCAGAGACUGUCAGUCAAGAGAAAUGUGGGUCUAUACAAAUCUAUGUGUGUCCAUUUUCAUUGAAUUUAAACACUUUUUCAAGAAGUAUCAGGGUCAAUCUGUAUGGCCAGUCUCCUAUUUUUACCCCCUACAAAUGUCUUAAGUUAGAAAAACCUCUUAUUUUCAAGUAGCCAUUUUUUUUUAUGUGAGUACCACACUGCUAAAAGACUGAAAUAGAAAAAAAAUGCUUUUUCUAUUUGUAGGGAAAUUGCUUUCUGAAAACUACUCCCAAUAAGGUGUAUACAUCAAAAGCAACUUGAUUUUCCUGGCUCUUCAUCUAGAGAUAACUGAUGCACUGUCUUCUUUCUUAGAUACCCCUCUGUAAUUCAGCUUGGCAUAGUAUGAUGUUUUGAGUUCUUAUUGAGGGUUUGGAAACAUUUGUCAUCAAUUUUAUGUCUACUCUAUUGAAAAAGCAAUACACAGUGUAUUCCAUAUUUCUUAGCUCUGUGUCUUUGAGGUUUUAAACCUAUAUUCAGAUAGCUGUUUUUAGCUACAAUUUUGAGUAUUCACCAGAAUUUACAAAUUGCCAUUUUAUUAAAUACAAAAAAAGAAAAAUACAGCUUGGAUCAAGAGAUCAAACAUUUACAAAUCUCAAUCCAAAGCCAUUAUUUUUCAGGGAAAAUUAAACCAUUUCUCGCAGAGUAUUUGAUUCCUAAGGGAAAAUAAGUCAAAUAUCUUCUUUAAGAGUAAGGGUAUUCUUCCAUUGUAGGUACUUCUCAUUGACUUUAUAAUAAUUUGAACAAAUCUUGAACAAGAUUUAAAGAAUCUAUGAUCUCCCAAACUUAAAAUUGUAUUCUUUCUGGCUUUUUAUUUUCAGGUAUUAAGAUUAUAUUCAAACCACUUUACAAAUUAUCUUCAUAAGUUUGUGUUAAUUAAUAGAAAAUUAUACAGGGAAAAAAACAUGAUUAGUUCCUCUGUGGAAAGAUAUGCUUCAGUGAGUUAAAUACCCUUGAAUUUUGGUUCUCAUUUCGUAUUUGGACUUUUUUGUUAUGUACCUCAGGGGUCUUAAAUUCUAACAGACGAGGUAGUCAAAGAAAGGGGUAUAAAAUAUUUGAAAAAAAAUUAAAACUUCAAAAGCAAUGAAUUUCUCUGUUAACUUUUGUUUAUCCUAUAUUGACUUAUUUUGAAAUUGUAAAAAAACAGGCAGCUACCAUAUAAAUCGGUACCUAUGAAAAUACUGAUUACUUUCUUCCUGUGAUUUUCAAUGUUAAGAAAACCUUUGUCUUGAAAUGAUAGACAAUCUUAAUACGUGUUCAGAUAAAGAAAUAUGAUUUUCAAUACCUUUACCAUUUUUAUUUCUUUAGGGAAAUAUUUUAAUAAUGAUUGUAAAAAUAGAAGAAAUAUGGUUGAGAAAAACAGAAGAAAUUAAGAUGAAAUUUGAACAGCUGUAAUCCACAGUCCCAUUUUUCCCUCUAUUUUAUUGCCUUCUACUGAGUUAUCGAAGGCCCAGAUCUGCAAAAUUUACAAGCUACUAAUUCAUUGUCUCCUUUAAGAAUUUGGAGCAAAAAUUACUCCAACUAUGCGGAAAUCGAUUCACAUCAUCAUGGCAGGUUUUGACUAUGAGGGAAUUCAGGUUAGAGUCAAAUAGAAUAAUGGUCCAUGGAGAACAAUACUUUCUGAUUUUUCUUCAAGUUGGAUGAAAAGCUUUUUCUUCAUUUUAAAAAAAAAAAAAAAAAAAAAAGUCCUCCUGAGAAUUUUGCCUUCGAAAAAGUCAGAAGUUUUAUAACAGCUGCCUGUAGCUACAUUAUAACUUCAGUAAUCAAGUGACAAAACUGUCUCAUUAUGCUUUUAAAAUACUGAUUAAGUGCAUUCCAGAAAUAAUACAUAUCAUUCUUCAUUUCAAAAUCAACCUACCUGAGUUCUGACUCUUCAAAUGCGUGUAGCCAUUUUACAAAACCAAAGGGUCUCAUUUCCCAAACAGUACUUUAAAUAUCUAACUUAAUCCUAUUAAUACUCAUAUCAAUGCACAAAAUAAACAGCCAAGGCAGUUCCAUCAAGUCUUCAGGCACUACAUAAUAAUAAAUAGGUUUCCAAAAUCACUUAAUAAAAACACAGUUAUAAUGUGCUCGGCCUUCAUUAGCAUCCUCUGCAUGGGGUGGUCUUCAUUUAACCUGAAUUAUUUUAACAUUUUAGCUAAUUUGUUUGCUGCAAUUUCAUGGGUCUAAAUUUUUGGUUUGGCUUGCAAUGUAAAUUAUAUUGUACAUCUGCUCCUCUGUUAUUAGAUUUACUUUGUGAAUAAUAUCUUUUAAAACUUGAGUUAUCAAAAACUUAAAUUAUGAUGUCAUCAACUAAUACCAGGUAAAUAUACUAAUAUAUAUGUAGGGCAUGAUUAAAUUGCAUAUAUUUUGAAAUGUCAAACUAUUUUUUGUUUUUUAAAAAAAUGAAUGCAUCUCUUAAACCUGUACCAUUCAUUUUAAAAGUUUCAUUUGGUAUUUCAUAUUAUAUUUUAAAAUAUUUUUCUGUAUCUAGUAGUACAGGUUUAAAGAAACUUUUUCUGAUUGAAAUGAUAAAAUAUGCCUCAUUUCACUAGAAUUUUAAGAAUACAUGUAAAAGUAUAACUCAUAUAGAAUUAUAAAUAUCCACAAUAUCUUGCUUUUCAUGUAACACCACUUUUUACUUAUUCUUUUGUUAUUAUUCUAAAUCAUCCACAAUGUAAAUAGCAUGUUUCAUGAUGUAAAAUGUCUUUGUAUUUACAGACUGCAGCACAAGGUGAAUUUGUAUAUGAAAAAUGAGUGAUGGAAAUUUGGGAUUCUUAUAAAACAAAGUGGAAAUGAUCGUUGUGUGUUAUAUUUACAUAAUUCAUUACAAAAUUGUCUAGUUAAGUCAUGCAUUUAUUUACCUUAAAAAUGUCCAAACUGUCACUUAUAAAAUAUUUAAAUCAAUAAAUAAUACCAAAAUGGAGUCUGAA
Macaca mulatta (Rhesus monkey) is the source of this 16386-nucleotide messenger RNA. RefSeq names its product guanylate cyclase 1 soluble subunit alpha 2 (gene GUCY1A2). The record is from RefSeq and is a predicted model, not a curated record. Gene Ontology annotation, biological process: response to oxygen levels; cGMP biosynthetic process. Gene Ontology annotation, cellular component: guanylate cyclase complex, soluble. Lineage: Eukaryota; Metazoa; Chordata; Mammalia; Primates; Cercopithecidae. Gene Ontology annotation, molecular function: heme binding; guanylate cyclase activity.